AUGGGUGGAGCCAUCAAGUCUCAAUUUAGAUCUCUCUGCUUUUAGGCGCGCCCAUUUGAGAUUGCUAAACCGUGGUGCGAAGUGGGAAAGGCAGGCAGUAGGUGGCCAGCCACACCCCGCAGGGCGCGCACGUGGCGGGCUGCAGACCCCGCCAGCAGAACGCCGAGAUGCGCAGCCGGAGGCUCCUGAGCGCUGCCCACCUUCUCUGCGUGUGCACGGUCGCGCUGGCAGCCCCCGGGCCCAGCUUUCUGGUGACAGCCCCAGGGAUCAUCAGGCCAGGAGCAAAUGUGACUGUCGGGGUGGAGCUCCUGGAAUACAGCCCCCCACAGGUCACUGUAAAGGCUCAGGUGUUCGCGACGGCUUCCAACAGAACGCUGUCCGUCCUGGAGGCAGAAGGAAUCUUUGAAAGAGGUUUUUUCAAGACUCUUACCCUUCCAGCACUACCUCUCAACAGUGCAGACCACAAUUACAAACUGCACGUAACCGGAAGCACUCAGGAUGGGAUUUUAUUCUCCAACAGCACACGCUUAUUAUUUGAGACCAAGAGGAUAUCUGUCCUCAUUCAGACAGACAAGACAUUCUACAAGCCAAAGCAGCAAGUGAAGUUUCGUGUGCUCACCCUCUUCUCAGAUUUCAAGCCUUACACAACCACCGAAGUGAACAUUUUCAUUAAGGAUCCGAAGGCUAAUUUGAUUCAACAGUGGCUUUCUCAGCAAGGUGACCUCGGGGUCCUUUCCAAAACAUUUCAAUUAUCCUCGGAUCCAAUACUUGGUGACUGGUCCAUUCAGGUUCAAGUGAAUGAUCAGCAGUAUUAUCAAUCAUUUCAGGUUGCAGAAUAUGUGUUACCCAAGUUUGAAGUCACUUUGCAAACACCGCUGUACUGUUCUUUGAACGCUAAGAACUUAAGUGGUACCCUCACAGCAACGUAUACAUACGGGAAGCCAGUAAGGGGACACGUAACACUUACAUUUUUACCUUUAUCCUUUUGGGGAGAGAAGAAAAAUAUCACAAAACACUUUGAGAUAAAUGGAUCCACAAACUUCUCUUUCGAUGCUAAAGAGAUGAAAAGGGUGAUGGAUUUCUCGGAUGUGCUUUCUGAACACGUGGGUCCAUUCGUCCCUGGGCCCAUAGAGAUCAUAGCCACCGUGACAGAAUCCCUUACAGGUAUCUCCAGAAACGCAAGUACCAAUGUGUUUUUCAAGCAACAUGAUUACAUCAUUGAGUUUUUUGAUUAUGCUACCGUCUUGAAGCCCUCUCUCAACUUUACAGCGACUGUGAAGGUCAGCCGCUCUGAUGGCGGUCAGCUGACUCACAAAGAGAGAAGAAACAAGUUAGUCGUCACGGUGCGCCAGCGGAAAAAUACCAACAUCUGGAACAGGUGGUACAGAGGGAACCAGGAGAUGGAUGAUGUCCACAUCAUAAAUUAUACCGUCCCCCACAGUGGGAUCUUUAAGAUUGAAUUCCCGAUCCUGUACAAUUCCAGCGAGCUACAACUGAAGGCUUCUUUUCUUGAUAGCAUAGGUAAUAUGGCAGUUCAUGGCAUGUUCACCUCCCCUAGUAGGACUUACAUCCAGCUUAAAACCAAAGAUGACCAUGUAAAGGUGGGAUCACCUUUUGAACUGACCAUUAGUAGCAACAAGCAACUCAAGGAGUUAAGCUAUAUGGUAGUAUCAAAGGGACAGUUGGUGGCUGUAGGCAAACAAAAUUCAAGAAUUUUCUUUUUAACACCAGAAGCUUCCUGGGCUCCCAAGGCCUGCAUAAUUGUGUAUUAUGUUGCCGAUGAUGGGGAAAUUAUAAAUGAUGUUCUUAAAGUCCCCGUUCAGCUGGUUUUUAAAAAUAAGAUAAAGCUAUUUUGGAGUAAACCUAAAGCCAGGCCAUCCGAGAAGGUGUCUCUCAGGAUCUCUGUAACACAGCCUGAAUCCGUAGUUGGGAUUGUAGCUGUUGACAAAAGUGUGACCUUGAUGAAUGCCUCAAACGAUAUCACAAUGGAAAACGUAGUCCAUGAGCUGGAAUUGUAUAACACAGGGUAUUAUCUAGGCAUGUUCAUGAACUCCUUCGCUGUCUUUCAGGAAUGUGGUCUCUGGGUACUGACAGACGCAAACCUUGCAAAAGAUAACAUCGAUGGUAUUUAUGACACCGCAGAGUAUGCUGAACGGUUUAUGGAGGAGAACGAGGGAAACCAGGUUGAUUUGCAAGACUUUUCUUCAGGUAGCAACCCACAUGUCAGGAGCCACUUUCCAGAAACCUGGAUAUGGCUGGAUUCCCACAUGGGGUCCAAGAUGUACCAAGACUUUGAAGUUACUGUACCUGAUUCCAUCACUUCUUGGGUGGCUUCUGCUUUUGUCAUCUCUGAAGACUUAGGACUUGGGCUAACAACUGUUCCAGCAGAGUUUCAAGCCUUCCAGCCAUUUUUCAUUUACCUGAAUCUUCCCUACUCUGUUAUCAGAGGUGAAGAAUUUGCUUUGGAAGUAACCAUAUUCAAUUAUUUGAAAGAUGCCACUAAGGUUAUAGUGCUCAUUGAGGACAGCAGCAGCUUUGAUAUUUUAAUGUCUUCAAAUGACAUCAAUGAUACCUCGUACCAGCAGACUGCUCUAGUGCCCAGUGAGGAUGGGGUCACUUUGUUUUUCCCUAUCAAGCCAACACACCUGGGAGAAAUUCCCAUCACAGUGAAAGCGGCCUCGCCCACUGCUUCUGACGUUAUCACCCAGACGGUUUUAGUGAAGGCGGAAGGGAUAGAAAAGUCAUAUUCACAAUCUAUUCUACUGGAUCUGACUGACAAGAAAGUACAAACUACCCAGAAAACUUUGACUUUCUUGUUUCCUCCUGAUACGGUCAAUGGCAGCGAGAGAGUUUGGAUCACAGCAGUUGGUGAUAUACUUGGUCCUUCUGUCAACGGCUUGGCCUCGCUGAUACGGAUGCCGUACGGCUGCGGUGAACAGAAUAUGAUAAAUUUCGCUCCAAAUAUUUACGUUUUGGAUUAUUUGACCAAACAGAAACAGCUGAGAGACAAUUUAAGGGAAAAGGCCCUUUUGUUUAUGAGGCAAGGUUACCAAAGGGAACUGCUCUAUCAGAGGGAAGAUGGCUCCUUCAGUGCUUUUGGGAAUAGCGACCCUUCUGGGAGCACUUGGCUAUCAGCAUUUGUUUUAAAGUGUUUUCUGGAAGCGGAUUCCUAUAUAGAUAUUGACCAAGAUGUGUUACAAAGAACAUACAUUUGGCUCAAAGCACAUCAGAAAACCAAUGGUGAAUUCUGGGAGCCAGGAAGAGUGAUUCACAGUGAACUUCAAGGUGGCAAUAAAAGCUCAGUGACCCUUACAGCCUAUAUUAUGACUUCUCUCCUGGGCUACAAGAAGUAUCAGCCUAAUGUCAACGUACAAGACUCUGUCAAGUUCUUGGAGUCUGAACUCAGCAGAGGAAUUUCGGACAACUAUACUUUAGCGCUUAUAACCUAUGCGCUGUCUUCAGUGGGGAGUCCCAAAGCAGAGGAUGCUUUGCGCAUGCUGACUCAGCAAGCAGAGAAUAAAGGAAACAUGCAGUUCUGGUUGUCAUCGGCACCCACGCUUUCUGAGUCCUGGCAGCCUCGCUCCCUGGACAUCGAAGUUGCAGCUUAUGCGCUGCUCUCACACCUACAGCAGCGUACUUUUGAGGGGUUUCCAGUUAUGAGGUGGCUCAGCAGGCAAAGAAAUAGCCUUGGAGGUUUUGCAUCCACUCAGGAUACUAUUGUGGCCUUGAAGGCGCUAUCUGAAUAUUCAGCCCUAAUGCACACGGAAAAUAUAGAUAUCCAAGUGACUGUCACGGGGCCCAGCGCACUGAGACCUGUACACUUCCGGAUUGACACACAGAACCGCUUUCUCCUACACAGGGCAGAGCUUGCUGCACUAGAGCCCACUGUAGUGCAUAUUUCUGCACAUGGUUUGGGAUUUGCUAUUUGCCAGCUUAAUAUUGUUUAUAAUGUGAAAGGUUCAGAUGCUUUAAGAAGACAGAGGUCUAUCCAAAAUCAAGAAGCUUUUGAUUUAGAUGUUGACGUGAAAGAUGAGGACGAUGUCAAUCACGUGAACUUGAAUGUGUGCACAAGGUUUUUGGCCUCAAACAGGAGUGGCAUGUCCCUUAUGGAGGUUAAUCUCCUCAGUGGCUUUACUGUACCUUCAGAUGCAAUUCCUCUGAGUGAGAUGGUGAAGAAAGUGGAAUAUGAUCAUGGAAAACUCAACCUUUACUUAGAUUCUGUAAAUGAGACCCAGUUUUGUGUUGAUAUUCCUGCUGUGAGAAACUUCAAAGUUUCCAAUACUCAAGAUGCUUUGGUGUCUAUAGUGGAUUACUACGAACCACGGAGGCAGGCUGUGAGGAGCUACAACGCCAAGGUGAAGCUGUCGUCAUGUGACCUCUGUGGCGACACCAGCUGCCAUCCGUGCAUGGAUGGGACCACGGGCUCCCUUCGCGGUUCUUCGGGCCUUCUCGCCUGCUGUUUCACUCUCCUGUACUUGGUGCAGCAUCAUAGGUUGUGA
Molecule: messenger RNA, 4499 nt
Organism: Acomys russatus (golden spiny mouse)
Lineage: Eukaryota; Metazoa; Chordata; Mammalia; Rodentia; Muridae
Gene: Cd109
Product: CD109 molecule
Exons: 33
Coding region: 168-4499 (1443 amino acids)
Cellular component (GO): extracellular region
Molecular function (GO): endopeptidase inhibitor activity
Source: RefSeq, a predicted model, not a curated record